CGAAGACCGCUCUCUCUAGCACAAACUGCUACAAACAGCUGAAACACAACAACAACCCCAAACCCUCUCGGCUGAUGGGCAGGGCGGGCACAAACCACCAUUUUCCCAUUCGCUUCGGAUUGGGCGCUUUGCAAGCCACAGAUCUGCGGGCAAAGAACUGAGCAGGAGACCGCGAUCAUUGAGCAACUCGGGAAACUGGGAGCCGGAGCAGCCCCCCGCCCCUCCCUGCCAGCCCCCCGGAGCUCAACUACUGGCGAGGAGGGCGAGGAGUCGCGGGCGCACGCGGAGCUGCAGUGCGCUAUCCGUGGUGCUGAACAGCCGCACUUCCUUCAGCAGCGCUCCCCAUCGAUCAAGCGGCGGAGGCGACCCCCGCCCGGGUUUACGGGAAACCACUUCGGGGACUUGAAGCCGCACCUUCCGGGGCGCCAGAUGUACUUUUGGAGAGAUCCAGGUGUAUGUUUGCUGGCGGCUGGGUUGAAACGUUUUGCCGGAGGCUGCGUUUGCGGGGAGCGGUGGGGGAAAGGGGAGCAGGACUGAAUAGCAAGACUAGAGCUUUGGAAGUGGAGGCGGAAAGAAGAGACCAAAGGCGCUAGCUUUGCUUGGAUCACUAGGAAGGUUUUAUAAUGGCUUAUGGCUGAGGAAUAAAAAUGGACCUGGAACAAGAAUCUCAUUGAUCUAGGGCUUUCCAGUCCAAGGAGAUGACUGCAAAACUGAAGCAAAUGAGAAAAGCAGGAGCUGGUUGGAUAGAUUGGUCCACCUUAAAUACUGAUUGGCAGCUUCUCAAUAAAUUCUCUGUACAUUUGCACUCCUACAGCCUCAAAACAUGGUGCUGAAUGCAGCUGCUUGUCCUGCUCUUGCCUCAUGUAGAUUUCUUAGUACAUGAGAAGGCAACUUACAUAAAGAGACUUGCAGACCCAACAGAGAAGAAAGAGAGACUUGUGUCAUGUGUAAUUGAAAUAGUUUGGUGUUUAGGCCUGUUUAUCUCAAAUGACAGAAGGGUGACAAGGAGAUGGCAGGAGGAAUUGGCCCUUUGCACAGAGAUGACUGACUUAACUGGGAAUUAUUUAGAAAGAAAAAUACCAAUGGCCUCAUUUGCCACAUUUCAGCACAACUGAAACUGAAUGCAAACAUUCCCCCGUCCUAUUGUAGCUGGUGACCAAAAAUGACAACAAAAACCCUAGAUCUGUCUGCCUUUAGUUUGAUAAAGGCUGGAAUACAAAGAAUAUGGCCAUAUGGAGCUACCUGGGAUGUGAAAGUAAAGCCAUUGUUUACAAGCAAAUAGUCAUUGCACUCCAGAGCUCAGUAGUGGGCACUGGGCUACAAAGACUAAGGAACUCCUAAAGUAGCCCAAAGUACAUCUGUUUUUCUGGGCUAAUGUGAAGGAGCCAUAUGCGAUAUGGGUUGGUGGAAUUCUGCAUUGACCUCAAGCAUGGCAAGCCAAGAUCCAUGACUCAGACAAACAAUCCGUCCAGAGAAUUUGGAUCCACAUUUUCUUCUCAGACUGUUUAACUGGACAGUAGCCCCAUGCCGGUGUAUCCAAUGAAGAGUUGGUCGCUGUCCGUUGUCUCUGUGGUGCUGAAAUUUGGAUGAUGUCGAUCAGGAGACCUAAGGGCUGCUGCUGCAUGUCGCAUUUCAAUGAGGACAACGGCAGGUUUGUCCUCUUGGCGGUGCUCAUUGUGGCAUACCUGACCGCUGGAGCCACCAUCUUCUCAGCAAUUGAAAGCCCAUCUGAAACAGAAGCUCAACAUCGCUGGAACUGGACCCUUCAGAACUUCAGCCAGAUGUUCAACAUUAGCCUCCCUGAGCUAAGGACCUUCUUGAGAAGUUAUGAGGCAGCCAUGGCUGCAGGCAUCAGAGCAGAUGCCCUCCGACCAAGAUGGGACUUCACAGGUGCUUUCUAUUUUGUGGGCACAGUGGUGUCAACUAUAGGUUUCGGAAUGUCCACACCAGCAACAGUAGCUGGCAAAGCUUUCCUUAUCGUUUAUGGUCUCUUUGGGUGUGCUGGGACGAUUCUGUUCUUCAAUCUUUUCCUGGAGCGCAUCAUCUCGCUGCUGGCUUUGGUCAUGAAGGCUUGCCAUGAGAGACGGCUGCGGAGAAGCGGCCUUCUACCUCCAACCUGCCGAAGGGGCUCAGCUGUCUCCGAUGCAGACAGCCUGAUUGGGUGGAAGCCAUCAGUCUACCAUGUGAUGUUGAUCCUGGGAAUCUUUGCCAUUAUUCUUUCUUGCUGUGCCUCGGCCAUGUACACAGCCGUGGAAGGGUGGAAUUACAUUGACUCCUUGUACUACUGUUUUGUCACCUUCAGCACCAUCGGAUUUGGUGAUCUGGUGAGCAGUCAAAACGCUGUGUAUCGAAAUCAGGGAUUAUACCGAUUCGGGAACUUCAUGUUUAUAUUAAUGGGGGUAUGCUGCAUAUACUCUCUUUUUAAUGUCAUCUCGAUAGUAAUCAAGCAGGUUUUAAAUUGGAUGCUCAGAAAGUUUCGAUGUAGAUGUUGCCCAGAUUGCCAUAAACCAACUGCUCGCCUUGGGCGGCGCAAUGCCAUCACGCCAGGAUCCCGUUUCCGCCGGCAUAACUUCUCUAUGGAAACAGAUGGACAGUAUGAUAGCGAUACAGAGGGGAGAAGGCUUUCAGGAGAAAUGAUCUCCAUGCGGGAUCUCACAGCCUCUAACAAAGUCUCCCUGGCACUUCUGCAAAAGCAGUUAUCCGAGACAGCCAAUGGCUACCCUCGGAAUGUCUGUAUAAACACUCGACAAAAUGGCUUCUCGGGAGGAGUGGGUGCUCUAGCCAUCAUGAACAAUAGACUGGCAGAGACAAGUGAUUCUAGGUAGAAAUUUUGAAAUUAUCUUCUAUAAAACAAAGACAUUUUCUUAUCCUUUAUUUAAUAAAACAAUAUU
Molecule: messenger RNA, 2891 nt
Organism: Hemicordylus capensis (graceful crag lizard)
Lineage: Eukaryota; Metazoa; Chordata; Lepidosauria; Squamata; Cordylidae
Gene: KCNK12
Product: potassium two pore domain channel subfamily K member 12
Exons: 3
Coding region: 1587-2825 (412 amino acids)
Biological process (GO): stabilization of membrane potential; potassium ion transmembrane transport
Cellular component (GO): membrane
Molecular function (GO): potassium ion leak channel activity
Source: RefSeq, a predicted model, not a curated record